AUGCUGGUAUUAAAGGAUUGCUACGACCGCCAACGUUCAAGUAUGCCUAACACAGCUCGCCCUCCACCCAGUUUGAAGACCGACACUAGUGACAAUACAUUUCAUGCUAGCCUGUCUAUGUUGGAGAAUGCAACUCAGAAUUCUGCUGCUGCGUAUACAGCCAGCUGGGUAAGCAGUACCUCGAGCAUUCCUCCGGAACUAAGAGAUGAGCCAGAGGUACCUUCAUUCAACGGUUCAGCGCACGACGGCUUUCGUGAUGAGCCGCCCAUUGGCCCGAGUGCCAAUCUUGCACCACCAGUUGGUUCCUUCACGGAUCAGUUUAGCAAGAUGUCUGUGCAGGACAAGCACUGGCCUGGUCUUGGAAAGGAUGGGGAUAAUACAAGUGGCGGUGGUAGCGCUAGACGACGUCGUUUGGAGGAGCGGGAGCGUCGCACCAGAGCUUCGCCGAGAGAACUUACGUGGGAAGAGCGUAUACGAAAAGGAGCUGUUCAGAAGGAACGAGUAGAGCAGCGAGGGUCAGAAAAAUCUGAACGCGAGAACCGAGAGAGUAGCAGCGUAAGUGGACGUGGCGCACACAAAAGCCAGCGUGGUGGCCGUUUACCUGAAAGCGGAAAGAUUGAAAACGGUGGAAGAGAUGCUGAAAUCUCUCCUGUGCUAGGAGUGGGUCCCAACGAAAUUUCUCGAGCAUUUUCUUUCUGCCUGUUUUUUCCAAACCUUUAA
Messenger RNA from Cylicostephanus goldi, 720 nucleotides. The record is from the annotation of a GenBank genome assembly. NCBI's taxonomy places the organism in Eukaryota, Metazoa, Nematoda, Chromadorea, Rhabditida, Strongylidae.